Molecule: messenger RNA, 630 nt
Organism: Drosophila mauritiana
Lineage: Eukaryota; Metazoa; Arthropoda; Insecta; Diptera; Drosophilidae
Gene: Obp58c
Product: general odorant-binding protein 68
Exons: 3
Coding region: 1-600 (199 amino acids)
Molecular function (GO): odorant binding
Source: RefSeq, a predicted model, not a curated record
AUGAAGUGCACCAUUUUAUUGAGUUUUUUCAGCCUGAUUUGGUUUGCUAGUGGAAUCAAAAUUGAUUGCGAGAAUACGGAGGCCAUUAACGAGGAGCACAUCCACUACUGCUGCAAGCAUCCCGAUGGGCACAAUGAUCUAAUCGAAGGAUGUGCCAGGGAGACCAACUUCACGCUGCCCAAUCAAAACGAGGAGGCACUGGUGGACAUCACGGCGGACCGCGCCAUCCGAGGCACUUGUUUUGGCAAAUGCGUCUUCAGCAAGCUGAACCUGAUGAAGGACAACACCCUGGACAUGGAUGCCGUGAGAAGUUUGUUCACCGAAAGAUUCCCCGACGAUCCGGAAUAUGUCAAGGAAAUGAUCAACGCCUUUGAUCACUGUCACGGCAAAAGUGAGGAGAACACUUCCAUGUUCCUGUCGAAGCCCCUCUUCAAGCAAAUGUCCAAGCAGUUCUGCGAUCCGAAGUCCAGUGUCGUCCUGGCCUGCGUCAUCCGCCAGUUCUUCCACAACUGUCCGGCGGAUCGCUGGUCCAAGACCAAGGAGUGCGAGGACACCCUGGCCUUCAGCAAGAAGUGCCAGGACUCGCUGGCUACUUUGUGAAUAAUGAAAAUACCAUUCUACUGCAAUAAA